UGUCGGUAAUGAACGGAUUUCCUCCGCCGUCGUAAAGAGAAGAAGAAAACCCGGAACUAGGCUGCUCUCCACAAAACGUCAGAUGACAAGCGAAUCUGAACAAUAACAAAUACACACCCCACUGAUAACAGCCACCCGAAUAAUUAUACACACCAUAUGCCAGGGUUAUAACUUACGGGGGGGAAGCAUGGCAUUUAUAACGGCAAACUGGAAUCCGCUCGGGGAAGCGUUUUACAGGAAGAUCGAGCUGUAUGAGAUGGGAUGGAGCUUGAGAGAUGGGCUCAAGGAAUGCCUGGUGGCAGCAGCCCCAUACGGGGGACCCAUCGCUCUCCUGAGGCAGCCACAGAGGCCUUCCUCCAGCGCACGGCCCCUGCUGGAGAUCUACUCCUCCUCGGGCGCCAACAUGGCCAGCUUCCCGUGGAAGAGUGGCCCAGUGAGACAGCUGGGUUGGACGGUGUGUGAUGACCUGCUGUGUAUCCAGGAGGACGGCACUGUCCUCAUCUACGACCUGUUUGGUGCCUUCAAAAGACACUUCAGCAUGGGCAACGAGGUGGUUCAGAACCAUGUGCUGGAAGCCAAGGUGUUCCACUCGCCCUACGGAACCGGUGUCGCCAUAGUAACGGGGGCCUCACGUUUCACCCUGGCGACGAACAUUGACGACCUGAAGCUGAGGAGACUCCCGGAAGUCCCAGGCCUCCAGGUGGCACCCUCCUGCUGGGCAGUGCUGACUCAGGACAGACAGACCAAAGUGCUGCUGGCUAACGGAGCUGACCUCUACAUACUGGACAACACAUCUUGCACCCCUGUGACCCCCCCAGGCCUCUCUCCCCAGGCCUGUAGCAUCGUGAACAUGGCUGUGUCAUUCAGCUAUAAGUACCUGGCUCUGUUCACCGACUCUGGACACCUGUGGAUGGGCUCAGCCAACCUCAAGGACAAGCUGAGUGAGGUGGACACCAAGGUGAGGACCCCUCCUAAACAGAUGGUGUGGUGCAGAAGGCCAAAGAGCCAGCAGCCCUCUGUGGUCAUCAUGUGGGACAGGCUCCUCCUGGUGGCCGGAGAGUGUAAAGACACCAUCCAAUACACUCUGGAUGAGGAGAGUGUGUGUAUAGCGGAGCUGGAUGGAGUGAGGAUCGUAGGAGGGUCCAGGCAUGAGCUGCUGCAGGAGGUGCCCUCGGCCUGCCAAGACAUCUUUAAAAUCGCCUCCAUGGCCCCUGGAGCGUUACUACUGGAGGCACACAAGGAGUACGAGAAGUCCAGUCAGAAGGCAGAUGAGUACCUGAGAGAGAUAAAGGAACAAAGUGUAUUGGGAGAAGCAGUGAGACAGUGUGUGGAGGCUGCCGGUUAUGAACAUGAACCAGAGACCCAGAAAACACUGCUCAGGGCUGCGUCCUUUGGGAAGUGUUUUCUCAGUAACUACCCACCAGAGCCGUUUGUCAAUAUGUGUCGAGACCUGAAGGUUCUCAACUCUGUACGAGACUACACCGUGGGGAUCCCCCUCACACACACACAGUACAAACAGAUGACUGUUCAGGUCCUCAUUGACAGGUUGGUGUACCGUAAGCUGUAUCCUCUGGCCAUUGAGAUCUGUCGCUAUCUGAAAACACCAGAGUACCAGGGAGUCAGCAGAGUUCUCAAACACUGGGCCUGCUGCAAGGUCCAGCAGAAAGAAGAGCCUGAUGAGUCCAUAGCGCGUGCUGUGAGUGUGAAGCUGGGUGAGGCAGCAGGAAUCUCCUACUCUGAGAUCGCUGCCAGAGCAUACGAGUGUGGCAGGACGGAACUGGCCAUCAAGUUGUUGGAGUUUGAGCCUCGUUCUGGGGAGCAGGUCCCCCUGCUACUAAAGAUGAAGAGGAGUCAGCUGGCCCUGAGUAAAGCUAUAGAGAGUGGAGACACAGACCUGGUUUACACGGUGGUGACAUACCUGAAGAACGAGAUGAACAGAGGAGACUUCUUCAUGACGCUCAGAAACCAACCGGUGGCCCUGAGCCUCUACCGGCAGUUCUGUAAGCACCAGGAACAGGACACACUGAAGGAUCUGUUCAACCAAGACGACGACCAUCAGGAGCUGGGUAACUUCUACGUCAAGGCCAGUUACAAGGAGAAGAAGCUGGAGGCUCGCCUGUCUCUGCUGCAGAGUGCUGUGGACGAGUACAACAAGGCCAAGAACGAGUUUGGAGCCAAGGCGACGGAGGAGGAGAUGAAGCUGCUGCGGUUCCAGAGGCGUCUGGAUGAGGAGAAGGGAGAGGCUCUGCUGGGCCUGUCUCUCCAGGAGACCCUGCACGCCCUCCUCACCUCUAACUUCCACAAGCAGGCUGAGCAGCUCUACAGGGACUUCAGGGUGCCAGACAAGAGGUACUGGUGGCUGAAGCUGACCGCUCUGGCAGAGAAGGAGGACUGGGAGGAGAUGGAGAAAUUCGCCAAGAGCAAGAAGUCCCCCAUCGGCUACCUACCCUUUGUGGAGGUGUGUGUGAAACGACACAAUAAGUAUGAGGCCAAAAAGUAUGUUUCCAAGGUGACCCCGGAGCAAAAGGUCAAAGCCCACUUGGCCAUAGGUGAUCUGGAGGGGGCAGCCGAGGCAGCUAUAGAGAGGAGGAGUGAAGGAGAGAUCAGCACCGUCCUGUCUCGCUGUUCUCCCACCACAGACAGAGCCCUGCUGGAGAGACUCAACCGAGCCAGAUCCACUGCCGCCAAAAAGUGACCUCCCUGAAAUUAAAUUAAAACCACAACAUUUCUCACUGUCAAGAAAAGUGAGCCCUAUCAAAAACACACUAACUGUUACUGUUGAAAAGUGACCCGUCAACCACCAUUCACCCCAGCUCUAGCGUAUGUCCUGCUUCAACCACAUUUGGAGGGGAAGGAGUGAUUUGGGAAAGAAAGACAUUCCAAGCUUACACACACACACACACACACACACACACACACACAGGUUAGACACGCUGAUAUCAACAGCACUCCCAUAAUAAGCCAAUCGUGAAAGAAAUGUUCCUCUCGACUGUCUGUUUUAGCCGAGAGACGCAGUGAGAUCAUCUCAAUUCGCAAUGAAUUGCUUUCAUAUUGUAUAUCCUGUGUUUUCAAGUCUGUUCAAAUGAAGGAAGUGAGAGAAGUAAGGACACCACUUUUGACUAUUGAGAAGCACAGAUUGCUCCCAUUUACUGUCUGCUGUAAACUGCCUGUGUUACUGACACAGAUCAUGUGAUUGUCACAUUAAUGAAACCAUGUUUGUGUUGUACACACACUGCAGACCCUUGUCUCAUGUUUUAUCAUUGAAUAAAUGCGUUCCUUUAUAAAGGAGCUACGAAACGA
Messenger RNA from Coregonus clupeaformis (lake whitefish), 3300 nucleotides. It is a transcript of the gene vps16, whose product is annotated as VPS16 core subunit of CORVET and HOPS complexes. NCBI's taxonomy places the organism in Eukaryota, Metazoa, Chordata, Actinopteri, Salmoniformes, Salmonidae. The record is from RefSeq and is a predicted model, not a curated record. The transcript is spliced from 19 exons. Gene Ontology annotation, molecular function: actin binding. Bases 188 to 2695 code for a protein of 835 amino acids. Gene Ontology annotation, cellular component: HOPS complex; cytoplasm; endosome. Gene Ontology annotation, biological process: endosomal transport; vacuole fusion, non-autophagic; intracellular protein transport.